Molecule: messenger RNA, 1145 nt
Organism: Oryza brachyantha (malo sina)
Lineage: Eukaryota; Viridiplantae; Streptophyta; Magnoliopsida; Poales; Poaceae
Product: expansin-A9
Exons: 2
Coding region: 73-837 (254 amino acids)
Biological process (GO): plant-type cell wall organization
Cellular component (GO): extracellular region
Source: RefSeq, a predicted model, not a curated record
UAGCAGAGGAGACAUGCUCUUCUUCUGCAAGCUGGAGGAGGAAGAAGAUCAAUUCAGGUUUCAGCAGCGAGAAUGGAGGAGACGAAGGUGCUGGUCGUCUUGUUCCUGAGCCUGUGCGCGUCUCGCCUGGGCGGCUCGGCGGCUGAUCAGCAGUGGACGGCGGCCAACGCGACGUUCUACGGCGGCAGCGACGCGUCGGGCACCAUGGGUGGUUCGUGUGGCUACGGCAACAUGUACAGCGCCGGGUACGGGACGGCCACGACGGCGCUGAGCACGGCGCUGUACGGCGACGGCGCGUCGUGCGGCGCGUGCUACGUCGUCACCUGCGACGCCGCGGCGACGAGGUGGUGCAAGAACGGCACGUCGGUGACCGUGACGGCGACCAACUUCUGCCCGCCGAACUACAACGAGGCCAGCGACGCCGGCGGGUGGUGCAACCCGCCGCGCCGCCACUUCGACAUGUCGCAGCCGGCGUGGGAGACGAUCGCCGUGUACAGCGCCGGCAUCGUGCCCGUCAGGUACGCGCGCACGCCCUGCAGCCGGAGCGGCGGCAUCCGGUUCGGCGUCAGCGGGCACGACUACUUCGAGCUGGUGCUCGUCAGCAACGUCGCCGGCAGCGGCGCCGUGGCGGCGGCGUGGGUGAAGGGAUCAAGGACGGACUGGCUGGCCAUGAGCCGGAACUGGGGGCAGAACUGGCAGAGCAACGCGUACCUCACCGGACAAGCGCUGUCGUUCAAGGUUCAGGCCGACGACGGCAGCGUCGUCACGGCGUACGACGUCGCGCCGGCGAACUGGCAGUUCGGGUCCACGUACCAGUCCAGCGUCAACUUCAGCUAGGCCUGUAGGGAAUUUUCCUUCUUGGGCCAAAUUAGCUUACGUGUACAGAUUUGAUGGGGCUGGAUUAUUGGGCCUGAUUCAAAGCCUGCUUGGACUUUGGAGAUGUAGGAUUUCGUUUGGGAUGGCUGGCCCAAAUGAGGUCACAGCUGUUGGAUCUUCGAUUUGCUAAAAGCAUGCACAGCCCUCUUAAAUCAUUGUCGAGUAAAAUACAUAGACGGUCUAAACUUGUCUAUCCAUAUUAUCUGCAUCUCUGAAUUUUAAAAAUAUAUUUUAAGGUCCAUAAACAUAUCCCAGGUGCCAACACCGAU